AUGCAUCAAGAUCCCAAUGAUACUAUGCAGUCAGACAUACCCCCCACGCAGCCCAUCGUGGAACCUGACCCGAAGGAUCCAUCGAAGUCCUCAACACGCACCCCAGAAGCCAUGAAGCAGCCAGCUGAACCCUCAAAACACACCUCAGAAGCGACAGGACGCACUUCAGAAGACAUAAAGCACACUUCACAUCCCGCAAAGCCCACCUCAUCAACGCUAAACGACUCACCCUUCACACCACUGUCAAUGCGAGCCCUCUACUACACCCCAGAUGAAUUUGACACCGACACACUUGACGGAAUCCCAGAAGGAAAAAUCAGCGAAGCUAUCUCACCCGACACAAACAUAAGCGUCGUCCGCCAGAAAGGAACAAACCUCGUCUUCGACGCUGGCUUCCCAACCCCACAGCCCUCCGAUCCGUCUCGCCGGACUACUCAACCCCCAAAGACCACCCCGCAGAUCCCAUUGCACAGUAUCUGCGGGAUGGUCAUCAGCACGCCGCGCGACGAGGACGAGCGGGAAGAAGGCCCGAAGUUCAAAAUCGGCGAUGUAGUCUUCGGUGUGAUGAGCUAUACGCGUGAUGGCGGAGCCGCAGACUAUGCAGUUGCGACUGAGGGCGAGCUAGCGCUGAAACCGGAUAAUAUCACUGUUGCUGGGGCGGCGGCCCUUGCGUUGCCGGCGUUGACGGCUUGGCAGGCGCUUUUUCGGUAUGCCGGGCUUGAUCCCGACGUACCUGGCGGGUUGAAGGGGGGCGAUGAUGAGUUUGGGAAUGGUGGAAAUGGGAUGGGUGGGUGGCUUUGGCAGCGCCAGCGUCGUGAGUCCGUGCUCGGUAGCAAGGAUUAUGGCUACGGGCACCGCAAAAGCACGGUUGCUGGUGCUGGAGGCAGGAACGGCAGUCUGCUAAAUGGUACUACCGGUGGUAGUGUCAGCGGAAAUGGGAACGGGCGUUGGAUUUGGCAGUGGAAUCGCGGCGGUUCCAACCUCAACGGCAAUGCCACCGCCAGCGGCAAUGAUGCUGACAUUGACAACAUCCCUCCCGCUGCUAGAGCGGUCAAUCCCGCUCCCAAUCCUAAGAAUGUGCGUCGCGAGAGCCUGAUCAGUCUCAUUAGCGGUAAUCCCAGUGGCAAGAAAACCAUUCCUCGCGCUGCCAGCACAGUUGACCCCAAUCCCAAGAGUACUGUCCGCCGCAACAGUUUGAUCGGCCUGAUCAAAGGCAACACCGACGCUCCAGCUACUCCCGCUGCCAGCACAGUCGAUCCUACUGCUAAUGCCGAUGCCAACAACAAUACCCGCCGCGGCAGCCUUAUCAACCUAGUCAGCGGCAACUCUAGCCCUGGACGGCGCGGCAGCCUGCUAGGAAGCAUAAUUGGCAGCACGAAUGCAAAUGGCAACGGGAAGCAAAAACUGCCCAAGAUCCGAGUGCUCGUCACCAACGCUCGCGACAAUGAUAUCGGCCGGAUCGCGGUGCAGAUCCUGCGAGCAGAUUCGCUCUUCCCAAUGCCCGUCCGGCCGUGGAUCUGUGUAACCUGCACUCAAGUCGAGGCCGACAUUAUCGAGAAGGACUGGGAAGUUGACGAGAUAAUCAUCAUCCCGCACCUCCCGUCGCCGGACGAGUGUAAUAUUGAGAAAGUGUUCCGCGCACGCCGCUGGCUGCCGGUCGAUAUCGUGCUUGACUGUGCCGGCGGCUCAGUAUUCCGGGCGGCUCAUGCAGCCGGUGUGGUUAAGGAUUACGGGGCUGUGUUGACUGUUGUGGAUGGUCAGGUUGCGUUGCAGUCUCCGCUUGUUCCUGAGAAGGAUGUGCUGGGCGAGAAGAAGCGCGGAAUUAGGAGCCGGUUUGUGCCUGUUAAUCCCGAUGCGCCGGCUAUGGAGCGGAUUGCGGAGUUGGUGGAGGAGAGUCUGCUCUGUGGUAGAGAGAUUACUACUGUUGAUCUUGCGCGCGCGGCAGAUCUUUUGGCUGCUGGAGCUGCUGGGACGGCAGGGAGUCGGCGCGGUGGGAUGGUGGUUGUAAGGGUUAAUAGUGUUGCCUGUACUUAG
This is a messenger RNA of Penicillium samsonianum, 2034 nucleotides long. RefSeq lists its product as uncharacterized. The coding region runs from base 1 to 2034 and encodes 677 amino acids. The record is from RefSeq and is a predicted model, not a curated record. The transcript is spliced from 2 exons. Lineage: Eukaryota; Fungi; Ascomycota; Eurotiomycetes; Eurotiales; Aspergillaceae.